Molecule: messenger RNA, 552 nt
Organism: Colletotrichum acutatum
Lineage: Eukaryota; Fungi; Ascomycota; Sordariomycetes; Glomerellales; Glomerellaceae
Exons: 3
Coding region: 1-552 (183 amino acids)
Source: RefSeq, a predicted model, not a curated record
AUGACCUGUCUGGCUCUGUCAUGUUCGAAAACCAGAUCCCCAAGCCACGACAAGGAGCCAUUGGCGAUGACCGUUCGUGUUCCCGUACGAGUAUUGAUUACAUACAAUCCCAGAAGCCAUCCCGGCGGCCAAGUUGGCGAAUGUCGAUCCUCCCUGACAAUCCAGUCCGAGGCCAUUGGGCGAGACUCGAGAUGCGGUCAAACCAAAGUGCAGGCUGCUGCAUUCCCGAAAGCCCUUGUGCGUCAAGGGGGAUUGGUCGGGAACUUCCCCAACUCUUUCGGCCGUCGCAUGACGGAAGUCUCCAUUUUCUCAAUUCCCAUUCCCCAUCACCCCUCCAUUCCACGCACCACCACGCACCACCGCGCACCACGCACCACACAAACCCAAGAAGAAAAGUCUCAGGCUUCUCUCUCUCUCUCUCAGCGUCCCAAUGGCCCGACUUUGGCAGAGUUAUGUGUCACUGCGCCGUCAAGCCGUCCCCAAAAAAUCCACCGGGCCCUGUACCUGACCCGACGCAGUGCCGGCCAUACUGAUCGCCCGUACCUUCCCUAG